This is a messenger RNA of Lathyrus oleraceus (garden pea), 981 nucleotides long. RefSeq lists its product as uncharacterized. Lineage: Eukaryota; Viridiplantae; Streptophyta; Magnoliopsida; Fabales; Fabaceae. Gene Ontology annotation, molecular function: aminoacyl-tRNA deacylase activity. The record is from RefSeq and is a predicted model, not a curated record. The transcript is spliced from 5 exons. The coding region runs from base 77 to 769 and encodes 230 amino acids.
UGAUGAUAUGGUUUGUAACAUUUAUUAAUACAAGUACGUUAACAAACGCAGCUAGAAAUCGCCGACACUAAUCAGAAUGGAAGAACCCCUCGCUGAAUUGGAACGAGUCCAAACCCACCUCCUCCAACGCAUAUCAAAACUAGAACAACAUUCUCAUCUUCCCACAGAUUCCCCUCUCACCAAAGACCCUGAAAACCUUUCCGACACCGACACAGACACAGUCUCUCGUCUCUCUUCCAUUUUACGCACCAACUCCGUUAACGACUUCUCCUUCAAGAGAGUCGCUUCCGAUUACUACGACUGGCCUCUCGAAGCCCGCCGCAACACUCUUAGCGCCGCAUCGGUUCACCAUCUUUGUAAAAGCAUCGUUUUAGUUAACACGCAAGCUCCUUCCGAUGUCGUUGAUUGUUCUGAUCGAAAUAACUCUAAGUACUAUGUUGUCGUUGUUCAGUAUAGUGCUCGGUUCAAUGCUGAAGCUGUGAGAAACUUUUUAUACUCUCUCAACAAUGGAACUAUUGCCAAAAAGAAAUUCAACUUGAGGCUAGCCCCUGAGGAGAUAUCAGCGAAGUUAACCGGAUAUGGACACAAUGCAGUGACUUGUAUUGGCAUGAAAACAGACAUUCCGGUGAUUUUGGAUGAAGCAAUUGUUAAACUAACCCCAGAUUUCUUUUGGUUGGGUGGUGGUGAGGUUGAUCUGAAGCUAGGGAUCCGGACAUCCGAAUUAAUCAGAUUUAUCAAUCCAUUCAUCAUCAGUUGUAGCAGUAAUUGAUUUGUUGGUUAGAAUAGGGGUCAGGAAAAAUCAAGGUUACAUGGAUAGGUGUCAUUUUUAGCUUUCCGUUCUUGAUUUUUAUACGAUUCAGAUUGUUGUCAACUGAGGAAGAUAUUUAUUUUUCAUAGAAUUUUCUAAUCUGCUGAAGAUAUUAUCCUUUAUGUUCCAUAGAUUUAAAUGCAGCCAACAUCAUGGCUUUGUAUUUCAUUUUA